UACAAAACAACCUCCCGCCGGACUAGUUAGAGUGCAACACUCCUGAUGACGACAUUUCCGGUUUAGUGAAAAGCUGUGCUACUGGCAUUAUAUGCUGCUUACUUUUGGAAAUUGACUGAUUAGGUAAACAGACGAAGGCCAGUCCGAACGCUGACCACGAGCUCGAUGACUCAGCGGAAUGGCGGAGCCGUGGGAUUUUGAGUUCUUGUCCCGCAUCGCCGACAGCUGCCUAUCGUUCCUCUACGAGUUUGUAGAUGACUGGCUGGCCAACGACAUGAGAGUAUUUAUCUUCAAAAUCUUACUCAGCUGGUUAAUUUUUAGUCUGGUCGCUAUUCACUUUGCAUGGAAAGUGUAUGGAAGUACAGUGAACAACAUGUAUUAUCGGCAAGGAACCGGGCAGAACGGAGGCACACCUGAUGGGUCUCCUCACCUGGGCACCUGGGAAAGUAACGCAGGGGACAAUCUGAAGACUCACCGGGAUUGACAGGAUACGGACGAUGGGACUUCAUCUGAACAGGGACCGUAUGGUUUACUUCAAAACCAUCAAAUGUGCUUUGAAAUUCUUCAUUGAAGACGCCUUUGUUAUUUUGGAUUUGGUCUACAGAGAGACUCAGCUUCCCUGAAGAGGUUCAGACAGUGCUGGACAGUUUGCGUGACUGUUGAUUUUGCUUGCCUUUUCUGGUCAUGUUGUUAAUGCAUUUCAAUACACAUUAAAGUGGUUUUGUGCAGUUUG
Molecule: messenger RNA, 733 nt
Organism: Oryzias melastigma (Indian medaka)
Lineage: Eukaryota; Metazoa; Chordata; Actinopteri; Beloniformes; Adrianichthyidae
Gene: tcta
Product: T cell leukemia translocation altered
Exons: 3
Coding region: 179-484 (101 amino acids)
Source: RefSeq, a predicted model, not a curated record